AAGUGUCAGAUCCCGUUUCCAAUGCGUAAAUUAAACUGAAACCGCGCCUUCCGCUGCACCCUAUAUACAACCACGCUUUUAAUGACGCAACAUUAGCAGAUAACUACAGCUUCGUUGAUUAUUAUGAGAGCAUGCGUUCUAGUGUAGUCGCAUCUUUUGCAGUGCACGUAGUGUCACGGCGAUACUAGCCUACUUCGACAGAUGAGUUAAUGAUGAUGGGGACUUUUAUUACACUAGACUACUUACGAUCAAAACAAGGAAUUCUUAAGAUUGCUCAGCACGUGAUUCUUCUCGCCGCGUUCGCAUGUGUUCGCUCCACGUUGUACAACAACUUGCAUGCCUACAGGUUCUAUGAAGGGGUCACACUGGGUUAUGCUGUUGCAAUCUUCAUUUUCUUAUUCCUGACUGUCUUUGGGAUUCCGAAAAGGGUGCUAUUUGUGAACUGGGCUGUUGCUGAGUUUGUGCUCGAUACACUGGGAUUCAUCUUUGUCUCCAUUGGUUCCAUUGUGGCUGCUGUAAAAUCUUGUGAAGUCGAAUUUCUGGUUGCUGCCUCAGUGUUUGGUUUUCUGGCCUCACAUCUUUUAGUUUGUAGUGUGAUGCUGUCGUUUGUUGCCUCUCGCCACACACAACCUGUGGGUCCACCAAUACAAAACCACUGUCUGGAAGAUGGUUCAUAAGAAAAAGAAUUAUUCUGAAAUAUCACACCGCUUCCAAUAAAUGUCAACACUGAUGCAGAAAUAAAGGGCAACUACAGUUGAAGUCAGAAGAUUACAUACACCAUAGCCAAAUACAUUUUCACAAUUCCUGACAUUUAAUUGUUGAACAAAUUCCCUGUCUCAGGUCAGUUAGGAUCACUACUUUAUUUUAAGAAUGUGAAAUGUCAGAAUAAUAGUAGAGAGAAUUAUUUAUUUCAGAUUUUAUUUCUUUCAUCAUAUUCCCAGUGGGUCAGAAGUUUACAUACACUUUGUAUUUGGUAUUAUUGCCUUUAAAUUGUUUAACCUGGGUUAAACCUUUUGGGUUGCCUUCUACAAGCGUCUCACAAUAAGCUGCUGGAAUUUUGGCCCAUUCCUCCAGACAGAACUUGAGUAACCGAGUCAGGUUUGUAGACCUCCUUGCUUGCACACGCUUUUUCAGUUCUGCCCACAAAUGUUCUAUUGGAUUGAGGUCAGGGCUUUGUGAUGGUCACUGCAAUACCUUGACUUUGUUGUCCUUAAGCCAUUUUGCCACAACUUUAGAGGUAUGCUUGGGGUCAUUAUCCAUUUGGAAGACCCAUUUGCAACCAAGCUUUAACUUCAUGGCUGAUGUCUUGAGAUGUUGCUUCAAUAUAUCCACAUAAUUGUCCUUCCUCAUGAUGCCAUCUAUUUUGUGAAGUGCACCAGUCCCUCCUGCAGCAAAGCACCCCCACAACAUGAUGCUGCCACCCUCAUGCUUCAUGGUUGGGAUGGUGUUCUUCUGCUUGCAAGCCUCACCCUUUUUCCUCCAAACAUAAUGAUGGACAUUAUGGCCAAAAAGUUCCAUUUUUGUUUCAUCAGACCAGAGAAAAUUUCUCCAAAAAGUAAGAUCUUUGUCCCCAUAUGCUAUUGCAAACUGUAGUCUGGCUUUUUUAUGGCGGUUUUGCAGCAUUGGCUUCUUCCUUGCUGAGCAGCCUUUCAGGUUACGUCGAUAUAGGACUCUUUUUACUGUGGAUAUAGAUACUUGUCUACCUGUUUCCUCCAGCAUCUUCACAAGGUCCUUUGAUGUUGUUCUGGGAUCGAUUUGAACUUUUCGCACCAAACUACGUUCAUCUCUAGGAGACAGAAUGCGUCUCCUUCCUGAGCGGUAUGAUGGCUGCGUGGUCCCAUGGUGUUUAUACUUGCGUACUAUUGUUUGUACAGAUGAAUGUGGUACCUCCAGUCAUUUGGAAAACGCUCCCAAGAAUGAACCAGACUUGUGGAGGUCCACCAUUUUUUUCCUGAGGUCUUGGCUGAUUUCUUUUGAUUUUGCCAUGAUGUCAAGCAGAGGCACUAAGUUUAAAGGUCUUAAAAUACAUCCACAGGUACACCUCCAAUUUAGUACACCUCCUAUCAGAAGCUAAUUGGCUAAUUGCCUAAAGGCUUGACAUAAUUUUCUGGAAUUUUCCAAGCUGCUUAAAAGCACAGUUAACUUAGUGUAUGUACAUUUCUGACCCACUGGAAUUGUGAUAUAGUCAAUUAAAAGUUAAACAAUCUGUAAACAAUUGUUGGAAAAAUGACUCAUGUCAUGCACAAAGUAGAUGUCCAGAACAAAUUACCAAAACUAUAGUUUGCUAAUAUUAAAUAUUAAAGUGUUUAAAAAAUGAGUUUUAAUGACUUAAGUGUAUGUAAACUUCUGACUUGUACAUGGUUGCUUUAGUUACUGUGGCUGUUUACAAAUUUAGGUAACACUUUACAAUAAGGUUCCAUUUGUUAACAUUAGUUAACAACAUUAUUUAACAUGAACUAACAAUGGACAGUGCUUUUACAGCAUUUAUUAAUCUUAAUGUUAAUUUCAACACAUACUAAUAAAUUUUUUUUUAAAUCAAAAGUUGUAUGUUAACAUUAGUUAAUGCAGUAUGAACUGCCAUGAACUAACAAAGAACAAUUUCAUUUUAUCAACUUACAUUAACGAUGCUUAAUAAAUGCUGUAAAAAUAUAUUGUUCAUUGUUAGUUCAUGAUACCUAAUACAUUAACUAAUGUUAAUGAAGGGAACUGUAUUGUAAAGUGUUACCCAAAUUUGUCUGGAAUAUAAAUGAUAUACUGUGAAUUUUUAAACAUUAAAGUCUCAGCACUGUUUUGUUAUAA
This is a messenger RNA of Myxocyprinus asiaticus (Chinese sucker), 2799 nucleotides long. RefSeq names its product CKLF-like MARVEL transmembrane domain-containing protein 7. The transcript has 5 exons. Gene Ontology annotation, cellular component: membrane. The coding region runs from base 210 to 677 and encodes 155 amino acids. The record is from RefSeq and is a predicted model, not a curated record. Lineage: Eukaryota; Metazoa; Chordata; Actinopteri; Cypriniformes; Catostomidae.